Molecule: messenger RNA, 433 nt
Organism: Adineta ricciae
Lineage: Eukaryota; Metazoa; Rotifera; Eurotatoria; Adinetida; Adinetidae
Source: the annotation of a GenBank genome assembly
AUGAAAAAAGAUGUCUAUUAUUUACCGUUUCAAGGUUUCUCUUGCACAACGGAUAACGGUGGAACUAAACCUCAACAACAACCUCAACAGCAACAGCAACAGCAGCAAGCAAGCGGUUCAAAUGAAUAUGCUGGAGGAGAAUAUUCAUCGCAACAAAAUAACGAUCAAAGAAAUGAGUCAUCUUACCCUCAACAUCAAAUUUCAACAACUGUUACAACUAAUCGACCAUCAAUGAAUAGUUACGGAGGUGGACAAGCGAUAAGUUCAAAUGGAGGUAACUCAAACCAAACAGGAAGUAAUACGCUUAAAUUAAAACAACCGAGAAAUUACGGAACUAAUCGAUACGAUCCAUUGGGUGCUCAAUCAGCUAAUUACCAAGCGAGAACUGCUUCUCAACUUCAAGGUCAAUGGAAUAAUGGCGUAGCUGUUGCCG